Messenger RNA from Micropterus dolomieu (smallmouth bass), 2982 nucleotides. RefSeq names its product linkage group 07 C2orf69 homolog (gene lg07h2orf69). Gene Ontology annotation, cellular component: mitochondrion. Bases 322 to 1338 code for a protein of 338 amino acids. The transcript has 3 exons. Lineage: Eukaryota; Metazoa; Chordata; Actinopteri; Centrarchiformes; Centrarchidae. The record is from RefSeq and is a predicted model, not a curated record.
UUUGGUAGGCGCUGGCAGCUCCGGGGUGUGUUUUUGAUGAACAGCGCCUCUUCGUGGACAAAAGGACCCCAAACUAUCAGAAUCAAAGAAAUUAUAUCAGAGGUUUUUCAACAAUGUUGAGUCACACGACGCAUAGACCAAAGUGUGCAAUGAUAAGUAUUUCGCUUACGUAGCUUAUGUCGCUCACAGGCUCCUUAUUUUGACGUUAGCUGCAGAGGAUGUGAUGUUGGGUUGCUAGCAGAGACAGCUAGCUAGCUGACACAGCAGCAGCAGCAGCAUGAAGUGAGUGGGUUAAAUCAUCAUUUUCUUAUUUUAGAGUCCAUGCUAGGCGCCCGAGCAGUUGCGGCGGGCUUCCCUUUAAUAUCUGUGGCCAAAACGAUGACCUCUGUGGGAGUGACGACCCCCUCCAAGCCUCGGGGGCUGCAUGCGUCUGCCAGCCGGGAUGCGCGCGCUGGGAGCCCGCAGCAGAGGCUCCAGAAGCUGCUCGCGGUGCCUGGAUGCGACCCGAGCCGAGUUAACGACCUGCUGCUGCUCCGGCCUGAUUCUGACGACCAGACUGCUUCAGAACCGAAGGAGAAGGGCAGUAACAGGCACGUUGUGUUUUUCCACGGGGAUAUUCAGAACUUCCAGGAGGAGAUGGCCCUGCAGCCCGAGGGAGCCCAGUGGCUGUGCUGGAGUCUGGAGCAGGUGGCCCUCACCCUGGGCCGACGUUUCCCUGGCCGACAUGUUUGGGUGGUCAGAGCUUCUCGCAUGUAUCUCCACAAGUUCAGCUGCUACCACAACUUUGUGGAGAGCAACAUGUUCGGGGCACCGGAGCACUCGCCGUACUCACCUGAAUUUGGAGCGUUUCGCCACCUCAGGGCCCUGCUGAGCCAUGGCAUGGAGCGAGCCAACCUACCAACGCCCCUCCAGCCACAAGGAGGCGCUGACAGCAUCCCCUCAGGGUUCUCACUGACGUUGGUGGGCUUCAGCAAGGGCUGCGUGGUGCUGAACCAGAUGGUGUACGAGCUGGCCGGGGCCCGCGCCGACCCUCAGAUGAGGCACUUUGUUAAACGCAUCUCGGACAUGUACUGGCUGGACGGCGGGCACCCAGGAGGCAGUGAGACCUGGGUGACGGGCAAGCAGGUGUUGAAGGAACUUGCUUCCAGUGGGGUGUCGAUUCAUGCCCACGUGACCCCUUAUGAGGUGUGUGACCCGAUGCGGGCCUGGGUGGGCCGCGAGCAUGGACACUUCAUUAAGACCCUGGAGGAGUAUGGGGCCAGCCCAACUAAGAAGCUGCACUUUAAGGAUGAGCCCCCUUCCAUUGAGAACCACUUCAGGGUCAUCCAGGAGUUUUGAGAUUAGUGGUGAGCUGAACGUCGCUGAGCGCUUUAGAUUAUUUAUUACGAAUACAGAUUGAGUGUCUUAUUCGCUGGUCCUGCCUCGUUUGUCUGUGAUUUAAUGGCUCUUGAGUUUUGAGCAUGUGACAGAUGCUGGUGUGUUGUACUUUCUACUGCUAAAUGCACUUGAUCCUAGUUUGAACGACCAGGGGCCUCUUCCCCUGCAGCUCCCAGUAGGAUUAUGCAGAUAUGAAAAUGAUCUUGCUUUAGUCUUGAAGAGAAAUGUGACCUUUUCCAUUAGAUUGUGGCUCAGGCCUUGAAUUGCUGCAGAAUGGUUCAUGUCGUUUCAGCUGGAUUUUGCUAAUGAGUUGUAUAAUUUAAGGUGUAUAAUGUAAUUAUGACAAAUUUGAUUUUAAACUUAACGUAUGUUUGGCUGAAGCAGGACAGCUUAUUCCAUUCUCUUUAUCCGUGCCCUUGUGUUGAGCUAUUUUUGACCCAUGAAUGUCUGAAUGUCUGAACUUCAACUGGUUCAGUCUCCAUCAGUCGGUCUCUCAGUAGUGAUUCUUGAUUGUGUCCAAACGUGUGUCCCCUGAAUUAAGCCACGUACUUUGUCAGAAAGUAAAACAAUGGUUCUGUUGUCAUUCCUUCAAUUUGAUCCCAACAGCGGACUGUCCACCAAUAAUGUGUGCACUCCUACAGUUUAGACCCCAGUCCCACCUCAGGGUCCAUUUAACAGCUGGAGCUUUCGAUCAUAUCACAUGGUCUUUUUUGGCAAAUUGCGCUGAGAUGCUUUAAACUCCACCUGCUGAUGACCUUGAGGUGAGAUUUUGUCCCCUGCUCUUUUCAAGUUUAAAAAUGGACAUUUAAACUCAGUAGUAUUGUAACCAGAACAUUCUUUGAAACUUUUUUCUGCUAUGACUUACUCAUAUAAACCUUUCUUGUUAUCACUUUUUCUAAAUAUUACCUGGGCCCUGUUUCAGAAAGCAGGUUCAACAAACUCUGAGUGUAAAUCUAUACUCUGGGUUGACGAACUCUGAGCUGUCAAACUCUGAGUUUUACGUUUCAGAAAGGCCGAUCAGAAUAAGUUCAGUCAACUCUGAGUAUGUUGAGCCUGAUGGAAGCGCGUGCGUGGGGAUGGGGGGAAAAAAACAUCAUCAAUGGAGCUCCGAUACUACUAUUCACCAUGGCAACGGGUAAAUAAAGGCAGAGCCUCCAUUUUAAUCGGGUGGAGCUAGAAAUAUGAAUGCUGCCAACGCGGACCAUGAUAGGCUCAAAAACACAGGAUCGAUACAUUAACAAUAUUACAUUUUAUACAGCGCUGCUCAUUCAUCAUUUACCAGACUGGAAUUUCAUUAAUGAAUGAUAAAGUGCUGGAAUUCUCCUACAGCCUGUUAUUCAUUUAAAAUAGCUACAGGCCUGUUUAUUCAGCUGGAACUUGGGACUAAAUGCUGGUGGCAAUAACUGAAGAUGAAAUUAUUAAUCAAACAGAUCAGACACAGUUUAGGCUCUUCAUGGACCCGUGAUUGUAAAUUGACAGUCCAACUCAGUAGGCCUAUUAAUGUUUUUUGUAAUGUAAAAUGUUUCUAGGUUCAAACUGACUGAAGUUUUAGACGUCUAUGUUCCAUUAAUAAAAUCUUGCUCAUUUUGUAUUUUAUGAAAUGCU